GUGACGCCAACUGUUUCAUCCUUUCUCCGCAGCCUCACUCAUCCUCACCAGUCACACGACCAUUCGCAAUAAGCCAUGAGGCCGAAUCAGGCGGAUCAGGGAGCCAUGUGCUCCUUAUUCUGAUCGCUGACUGAUCCAACGGCAGCGUCACCCAGAACGCUUCGUCGCAAUUUGAGAGAAGUGCAUCGACAAACUGCUUUUCUUGGGGUUUUUUCUGGAAUCAAAUCACUGUGCGUACAAUCUAAGUCGACCCGCUAGAAACUUCCUGAAAGGACUGGGCAAUUUGUCGUUGUAGUCACAUGUUCUCUCAUGUAACCCGAAAUUCCGGCAUCCGCGGAAAUGUGGGCAGAUGGCGGUCCAACGCGCCAGCGAAGACGGGGCCGUUGGGAAGCCGCGGCUCGACGACGCGAUCCGAGCACAAAAGAGACUGCAGCCGGCAUCUCGUAGUUAUCUUAGCCGUUACCAAUCUCUCGUUGCUGUUCCUCCACCCACUAUUAACAUUUAGAUCGCCAGGUCCAGGAAUUAGUGACGCGGAUGAUCAGGAUCCCUUCUCGAGAGCUGCUGCUGACGUGGCAUGGCGGUCUAGGCGGAAAAGAGGCGGCUUGUGGAGCGCGGCUAAGCAACGAUGGCGACGAGAAGACGGCAUUCAGGCAGAGAACGUCGCAAAGCUUCUAAACGAGGAUGCGGAGCGGUUCUCUCUGCCAAUCAAGCGGCGCCACGUCAGCACAGGCCACGGGCUGCAGGGCUUCGUGCUGUACAGCAGCUACCGGCUGAACCUGUCGUCCUUCGUGGUGCUCGGCCUCUCCCCCAUGGCGCUGCACUCGCUGCCACGUGCCAACUCGUGCAGAUGGGAGCCGACGCUGCCCGCAUCGCAUUCCACUCAUGGUACACGUGGCAAUCAUGAUACACGUGGCAAUCACGGUACCCGUGGUGUCUCUCGGCACCUGUUGCAGGUUAAGGGGAGUGGUAAAGGGGGAGGACAGGGUAAGGGGGAUGGGAAGGGCAAGGGGGGCGGACAGGGUAAAAGGGUGGGGGAGGGGGGAAGGGCAGCGCAAGGGAGGAAGACUGGGGUGAAAAGGGCGCAUGUGGUGCAUUGGGAAAAGAAGGGGGUCAGGAGAGCGGAGGAGGGAAGAGAAAGUGGGAAGAGGGCGGAAGGGGGGGGGACUGGGGAGAAGGGACGUGAGCAGGGGAUGCUCGUGCAUUCAUCUGCCGAAGAGGCGGUUAAGGAGAAGAAGGAUGCGGAAAAGGAGGCUGAAAUGAGGGCGACGGAGCAGCAGAAAGCACAGGGAAAGAAAGGCCGCGAGGCAGGCGGGGGCAGUGGGCGGGGAAAUCGAGGAGAGAAGGAAGGAGGGAAGGUAGGCGGGGAGAGGAGGGAGGAGGAGAAGGCAGGCGGAAGAGCCAAAAGAGGGAGUGCCGGUGUGCCUGCGAAGGGUGGUGUGCCUGCGAAGGGUGGUGUGCCUGAAAAGGGUGGUAGGGCUUCUAUUGGCGUACCUGAGAAGGGUGGUAAGGCUUCUCUUGGCGUACCUGAGAAGGGUGGUAAGCUUUUGAAGGAAGCCACAGGCAAGGGAGGUGGGGGAGUGGAGGGUCGGGGAGAGGGAGGGAGUAAGACAAUGCAAGGGGGUAGCAACAAACAGCCUCAAAUGGCUCCGAAGACAGCAGCAGCAGCUAAAGCAAGUAGUGCAGCAGCAGCCAAAGCAAGUAAUGCAGCAGCAGCAGCAGCAAAAGGUACAGGUGGAGAACGAGUAGCAGGAGGAGCAGCAGGAGCAGCAGCAGGAGCAGCAGCAGGAGCAGCAGCCGGAGCAGCAGCCGGAGCAGCAGCCGGAGCAGCAGCCGGAGCAGGAGCAGCAGGAGCAGCAGCAGGAGCAGGAGCAGGAGCAGCAGCCGGAGCAGCAGCCGGAGCAGCAGCCGGAGCAGGAGCAGCAGGAGCAGCAGCAGGAGCAGCAGCCGGAGCAGCAGCAGGAGCAGGAGCAGCAGGAGCAGGAGCAGGAGCAACUGGGGCGGAAGGGGAAAGACGAGGAGGAGGAGGAACGUCAGGGGCCAAGCAUCCCCCAGGGUCAAUACAGGGCACAGUUGCUGUGCACUACCCCGGGGAGGGCUUUAAGAUGCGGUACGAGGCGGUGAUCUUCCAGUGCACACUAAAGGAGGCCACGGGGCCGAUAUCCGGCGGCCGGCUGGUGAUGGCGGUGGAUGGGCGGGAGGCGGUGGUGAUGGUGGAGGAGCCGGGGCACGACCUGCCGCAUGCCAUGCGCACGCACGACUUCCCCCACGCCCUCACACACUGCUCCUCGCCGCUAUACGAGCCGACGCACGCCGACCGCGUGCGGCAGUGGGUGGAUUUCCACGGCACUGUUCACCGCGUGGACCUCUUCCUGCUCUACGACGCUGGGGGGGUGGAUACUGCCUUGAGACACGCCCUGCACUCGCUGCUGGAGGGCGGCACAGUGCAGAUCGUGGAUCUCAGAGAGGCCGCCCGGUUUGAGAGCUACCACCAUGCACAGCUCCUGGCGAUGAAUGACUGCAUCUUCCGCACGCGCCACCUCUCCAAGUGGACGCUCUUCCUUGACUUCGACCAGUACAUGUCCAUCCCGCACCCCUUGACCACCAAACACUACCCCACCACCACCACCACCACCACCACCAGCGGCAGCAGUAUCCCCACAUAUGGCACCACGUCCUCUUCUUCCUCCACCACUCUCACAGCCACAGAUGCUGCUGCCGCAGAUACCACCCUCCCCAGAGGGCUCCUGGCAGACCCCAGCAGCAGCAAGGCGCUUUCGCUACUAGCAUUCCUUGAUGGGAAAGGGCAGGGGCAGGGGCAGGGGCAGGGGCAGGGGCAGGGGCAGGGCGAGGAGGGGUGGACGUGGGUGAGCUUCGGCUGCUUUGUCUUCUCUGUGGAUCGCUGCGCUCCCUUGCCCGAUAUCAGUGAAGGGGACGAGUGGGCGGUGGAGCGGAUGGUGUAUCGGGACCCGGAGCCCUACUGCCGGGAGAACAGCAGCUACAGCGACAAGACCGUGUGCCAAAAGGCCGAUGGGCUCCGCAAGUUUGCUAGCAACCCUCGCAAAACCCUCGUGAUUCAAAGCAACCGAGUACUAAAUGCGGAGCCUGGAGGGUACAUUGCACCGACAGGAAGUGUUCGCAUAAACUACUUCCGGGGGAUUGUUGAACAGGAGCGGAGCACUUGCGAGUUUUCCUUGCUGAAUGAUGCUAAUGGCCAUGCCAAUUUGACUCAAGAUUACUCCAUUUUGAAUCUAGCCAUUGCAGCUCGAUCAAAACUCGCUGCAAACAGCAUUGUUUUAACGUAAUAUGAUUAUUUGUUUUGUGC
This is a messenger RNA of Closterium sp. NIES-67, 3322 nucleotides long. The record is from the annotation of a GenBank genome assembly. Lineage: Eukaryota; Viridiplantae; Streptophyta; Zygnematophyceae; Desmidiales; Closteriaceae.